Messenger RNA from Tribolium castaneum (red flour beetle), 3511 nucleotides. RefSeq names its product adhesion G-protein coupled receptor G6. Gene Ontology annotation, cellular component: plasma membrane. The record is from RefSeq and is a predicted model, not a curated record. The transcript is spliced from 2 exons. The coding region runs from base 436 to 3405 and encodes 989 amino acids. Gene Ontology annotation, biological process: cell surface receptor signaling pathway; adenylate cyclase-activating G protein-coupled receptor signaling pathway. Gene Ontology annotation, molecular function: G protein-coupled receptor activity. Lineage: Eukaryota; Metazoa; Arthropoda; Insecta; Coleoptera; Tenebrionidae.
ACCUACGAGUUUUUUCAUUAAAUUUUGGUGCAAAUACUGGACAAAUGUUUUACCGAUACGAGCAAUAUUACCAAGAGGGAAGCCCUAAAAAGAUCCAACAUUUUUCAGUCUGCAAAGAAAAUUCAUUUGCCCAAAAGUGCCAUUUUUAAGAAUUGAUUUUUUCAUUCCUCAAAAUCUUUUACAAUUUAUAUUAGAUUCUUAGUUAGGCCCAACUUGGUUUUUGUCUGUUUCAAAAGAUUCCGCCUCAAUUUUAUCUGCAACUUCGCUGCUUUUUUCAAUUACGGACGCCACUGGUAUUAUUAAACAUAAUAUAUUAUUUUUUAAUUCGGAUUUGUUUACCCUUUGCCUUAUCUUUUUUAUGAGGGGGUUCUUAAGAACCGAAAUAAUAAAUAACCGGUUAUUAUUUAGUAAGCAAUUUUUUGCAACGCAAGAAAGAUGCAUUGUACGCAAAAAUUUCUCUCGACAAUUUUUCUAACAUUUGAAAUAUCAUUUAGCUUAUCUACACACAACUCGUGUCCUUUCGAACAAUCAAUUGUCUACAAUAGUCCAAUAAAAGCAAAUUGGUCGUCAGUAAAAAACGCUCCUAAUGAAGUAAUCAUUUCACAACCAGAGUGUUUAACCUAUGACCACAAAAUAAUCACAAGAAUUUGUAUCAAUGGGCUAUGGCACCCUCCAAACCCACCCUUGUGCCACCAAAACAAUUCAAUAAUUUUCCAUAAAAACGCACCACUGUAUAAUUGUCCCAAAAACUGUCGUUCGGUCAAUCUAUUUAAGUGUUUUUGCAAAUCAACAACUUGUGAUAAUUUGGCGGUUGUUGGCACCCUUCAGGAAAAGAAAACUGUGGAGCUGUUGGUAGGGGAUGAAGUGUGUCAAUUGGGCCAAGUCGUCCCUGGAAUUCCCUCAUUUAUGAAUGGAACGGUUUGGCAGUUUGGAGUGAUUCAAACAGGGUGCAAAAUUUGCGAAAAACGGGCCAUUAACUCGUUUGAAACGAGACUUGUUUUGACUUUUGAGGAAAAAAACACCAGUCUUUAUUUACUAGUUUACCACCCCGAAGGGGUCAAAAAAUCCAAAGAGGGCAAAUACGUGAUUUUUUGCCUCACUAAUUCAGGGAAAUAUGAAGUGAAAGAGCGAGCAAAAAUUAGUCAAGUGUACGAAAAUUUCGAUCUCUCGUUACUUGUGUAUAAGGUAAAGUUGGGGAAGUUUUUGGGGGAGUAUCGGUGCAAGGGUUACACCCCAAGUCUGUCAGUUUUAAACUCGAAUAAAGUCAUUGCGUUUCGGAAAAAAGAAGGUAACGAAUAUUCACUCAGAUUCACGACUUUGGUCACGUCUGACUUGAACAAAUUCAUUUCGAAAACACUCCAGAAACUAAAAACGAACUUGGGUUCUGAGAUUCGUUUGAUGGAGAUUUUCAAUUACAACAGUCACUCUAACUUUCUUGAUGUCCUAGUCCAUGUCACAACAACCCAAAAACGUGAAAUCGAGCCAGAAUUUCGUGACUUAUGGCAAAAAAUAUGCAACACAAGUGUUGACGUUAAAUUCUUCCGAAAUUGUGAAUUCUGUCUAAGUGAAAAAAAAAUCAAUCUCACUUGGCCCCUUACCAAACGUAACAAUGCCAUAGUCCCAGAGGAAUUUUGCCUUCUGGAGGACUCCAUACCUUUGACUCGACGUUGCAACGGUGAUUUCCUCUAUGGAGCAGUGUGGGAAAAAACCCCAGUCCAGAAAUGCGCAAAAACCGAACCCGAAUCCCCAACAACCAAGAAAUUGAAAGAAUUCGCCAAAAAUAGCUCUUCGGUGCAAAAUCUCUGGAACAUUGUCAAGAACGCAACACUUGGGGUCUUGGACAUUUAUUACCUGGAUUUGAUUUUGAAAAAAAUCCGCCAAAACAGCGUCUUGGCUUUUAACAUUGUGGAUAAACUAAUGGCAACCGAUCGCCACAUUUUGCAAAAAUCGCAACACAUUUUAAAUUUGACUGAUGCCACUUUGGAGCUAGUUGACGAAAUUCUGGCAAGUGAGAGUUUCAACCCUCUGGAAGUGCAACUGUAUCGGAAGAACAACCUCCUAGUGCACAUUUCAAACCCGUUUUUGACCAAUAUUUCGGGAAUUUUAUUGUACAAUAACCGCCAAGUUGUGAAUUUCCAACGUGGGGUAAACUUCACGGCCAUGGAGGAGAGGGACUUGGACCUGGGGGUACACCUCCCGGAGCAACUCCUGGAGCAGAUCCGCAACGAAACGCAAAAUGUGUCCGAAGUUUUCGUCAUAAUUAUGGUUUUUUUCAACGAUAGUUUAUUCCUGGAUGAUGAUUUUUAUCAUUCGGACAGCUUCGUCAUCAGUGUGACUAUUCCAGGUCAUGGUGCCUAUUUACAAACCCCUAUCACUAUAGCGUUUCGCCCUAAAAUAACCCCCGAAUUGCCGCCUUGUUGUGGUUUUUGGGACAUUGGUAAAAGUUCUAAUUGGAAAAAAGGACAAUGGUCCGAAAUUGGAGGCCAAUUUUCUGGCAAAUUGAAAGAUUUGCAAGUUUGUUCCUACUCACAUUUGACUCACUUUGCCCUACUUUUAAUGAGCGACAAGACGCACCUUGACGAAGACGACGUCAUUAUUGCUAAUGAAGAUUACAACGAUUAUAUUUUAGAAAUUAUAACAAUAAUUGGAUGCUCGUUAUCACUUUUUGGCAUUUUUAAUGUUUUCCUCACAGCAAUGUGCUACAAACAGUGGUACCAUAAAACUGGCACUAAAAUUUUACUAAAUUUAUGUUUGGCAAUCCUACUUGAAUCAAUCUGUAUCCAAUUAUCCGAAAUCAAACCAUUAAAAACGCACCAAAACUUGUGUAAAAUAAUUGGAAUGAUUCUACAUUAUGUCGUAUUGAGCAAAUUCACCUGGAUGUUAAUUUAUGCAUUGUUACAAUACUACCGCUUCGUUAAAGUGAUUGGAGUCAUUCCGCAGAAAUUGGUCCUAAAAUCGUUGAUUCUGGGUUGGGGGGUUCCCCUAGUUUUGGUGUUUCUGGUCGGUUUAACAAAUGAUCAAAGUUACGUUUCGGAAUCGUUUGAAUUGUGUUAUCCUCGCGGUUUGUUGCUUUGUUUCGGUGUUUUGCUCCCGAUUUGUGUGAUAGUUGUGGCAAAUAUUUCGAUUUUUUGUGUCAUUAUGUACAAUGUUAGUAACACGGUUGCUGGUAAUCGCAAAUUGUUGAAACCGCGGUUGUAUUUAGCUUUGUUGUUGUUUUCGGUUCUUGGGAUUCCCUGGGUUUUUGGGUUUGUUGCCGAGCUUUUGAAUGGUUCAGUUUUGAAAAUCGUUCUUUUUUACGUGUUUUGUGUCACUGCGACUUUGCAAGGUUUUGUGCUAUUUUUAUUUUAUGUUGUUUUGAAUAGGGAGACUCGUUAUUUUUGGGUGACAAAGUUAAUAAAAAAAUAAAAUUGACACUUACUUGUUUUAAUUUGUUAAAACCAAGAGCUCCAACACAUAUGUCCCUCUUGCUGCACUAUAAGUGUUGUUUUGCAUUCCUUUAAAAUUGAUUAAA